Cutaneotrichosporon cavernicola is the source of this 3285-nucleotide messenger RNA. RefSeq lists its product as uncharacterized. The transcript is spliced from 3 exons. Gene Ontology annotation, molecular function: isoleucine-tRNA ligase activity; aminoacyl-tRNA deacylase activity; ATP binding. Gene Ontology annotation, biological process: isoleucyl-tRNA aminoacylation. Bases 1 to 3285 code for a protein of 1094 amino acids. The record is from RefSeq and is a predicted model, not a curated record. NCBI's taxonomy places the organism in Eukaryota, Fungi, Basidiomycota, Tremellomycetes, Trichosporonales, Trichosporonaceae.
AUGUCGUUCAAGGCUCACGACCCGUCUAAGCCGAUCCACAUCCCGACGGCCGAGCACAACGUGCUCGACUUUUGGCGUGCGAUCGACGCGUUCAAGACGCAGCAGAAGCUCUCCGAGGGCCGGCCCGAGUUCUCGUUCUUCGACGGACCGCCCUUCGCGACCGGCCUUCCUCACUACGGGCAUCUGCUCGCCGGUACCAUCAAGGACAUUGUAACCCGCCAUGCCUCGUCGACCGGUCACCACGUCGAGCGCCGCUUCGGUUGGGACACGCACGGCCUCCCAGUCGAGCACGAGAUUGACAAAAAGCUCGGCAUCAAGGGCAAGGACGACGUGAUGGCCAUGGGCAUCGACAAGUACAACGCCGAGUGCCGUGCCAUUGUCAUGCGUUACGCGUCCGAGUGGAAGACCACUGUCGAGCGUGUCGGCCGCUGGAUCGACUUUGACACCGGUUACAAGACCCUUGACCCAACCUUCAUGGAGUCGGUGUGGUGGAUCUUCGGCCAGCUGUGGCAGAAGGAUCAGGUUUACCGCGGCCUCCGUGUGAUGCCGUACUCGACCGGCUGCACGACUCCUCUUUCCAACUUCGAGGCCGGUGAGGACUACCGCGACGUCCAGGACCCCGCCGUUACCGUUUCUUUCCCCCUUGUUGACGACCCGUCGACCAGCCUGCUCGCAUGGACGACCACUCCCUACACUCUUCCCUCCAACCUUGCCCUUUGUGUGCACCCCGACUUCACCUACAUCAAGAUCCACGACAUCGAGCGCAACCAGAACUUCAUCCUCCUCGAGGCGCUUCUCGGCACCGUCUACAAGGAGUACCAGAACGGCAAGAAGCCCGACGCGAAGAAGGAGCCGAAGUUUAAGAAGGUCGGGUCGUUCCUUGGCAAGGACAUGGUCGGCUGGCGCUACACCCCCAUGUUCGACUACUUCACCGAGCAGUACGAGGACCGCGCGUUCCGCGUUAUUGCCGAUGAGUAUGUCACCGACUCGGCUGGUACUGGUAUUGUCCACCAGGCUCCUGCAUUCGGCGAGGACGACCACCGCAUUGCCGUUGCGCACAAGGUCGUCCGCGAGGACGAGAUCCCGCCUUGCCCUAUUGACGAGUCCGGCCGCUUCACGGCGGAGGUCCCCGAUUACCAGGGCCAGUACGUCAAGGACGCCGACUCUGCCAUCAUCAAGGAGCUCAACUCGAAGGGGCGCCUCAUCGUGCGUACCGACAUCAAGCACUCGUACCCCUUCUGCUGGCGCUCGGGCACUCCCCUCAUCUACCGCGCUGUCCCAGUCUGGUUUGUCCGCGUGGCCUCCAAGUCGCAGGAGCUCGUUGCCAACAACGAGAGAACGCGCUGGGUUCCUCCCCACGUUGGCGAGGGCCGUUUCGGCGGCUGGCUCAAGAACGCUCGCGACUGGAACAUUUCGCGUAACCGUUACUGGGGUACCCCGAUCCCUCUGUGGGUGUCGGAUGACAUGGAGGAGAUUGUGUGCAUCUCGUCGAUCAAGCAGCUCGAGGAGCUCUCUGGUGUCACUGGCAUCACCGACCUCCACCGUGAGAGCGUUGACUCAAUCACCAUCCCGUCCAAGCAGGGCAAGGGCACGCUGAAGCGUAUCGAGGAGGUGUUCGACUGUUGGUUCGAGUCGGGUUCGAUGCCGUACGCGCAGUCGCACUACCCUUUCGAGAACCAGGAGCUCUUCAAGGAGAGAUUCCCGGCAGACUUCAUCUCGGAGGGUAUUGACCAGACCCGUGGCUGGUUCUACACUCUUCUUGUGCUUGGAACGCACCUCUUCAACACCGCGCCCUGGAAGAACCUCAUCGUCACCGGUCUUGUGCUGGCGUCGGACGGCAAGAAGAUGAGCAAGAAGCUCAAGAACUACCCCGACCCGAUGAAUGUCGUCGAGAAGUACGGUGCCGACUCUGUCCGCCUUUUCCUCAUCAACUCGCCUGUUGUGAGGGGCGACAACCUCCGCUUCCGCGAGGACGGUGUACGCGAUGUGCUCUCCAACGUCAUUCUUAAGUGGAUCAACUCGCUCAACUUCUACCUGAACCAGGUUGAGCUCUUCAACCAGGAGACCGGUACUAAGUUCAUGUCCGACCACGACGCGCCCAAGUCAACCAAUGUGUUCGACCGGUGGAUCCUCGCCCGCUGCCAGUCGCUCAUCCAGCUCGUCGAUCAGGAGAUGGCUGCGUACCGCCUCUACACUGUCAUUCCCGGACUUCUCGAGCUCAUCAACGACCUCACCAACUGGUACAUCCGUUUCAACCGCCGUCGUCUCAAGGGCGAGAACGGUGUCGAGGACACCAAGGCGGCUCUCAACUCGCUGUACGAGGCCCUCCACACUCUUGCCCUCACCAUGUCGUCGUUCACUCCAUUCACCUCGGAGAUGGUGUACCAGAGCCUGCUUGCCACCACUCCCAAGCCCGCCGACGGUGCCGACGUGCGGUCCGUCCACUUCGUGCUCUUCCCCAAAGCGCGCGAGGAGUACUUUGACUCUGUCAUCGAGCGCCAGGUGCUGCGUCUCAAGAACGUCAUCGAGCUUGGCCGUGGCAUUCGCGACAAGCGCACGCUCAAGGUCAAGAUGCCGCUCAAGACGCUCACCCUCUUCCAUCACGACCAGCAGUACCUCGACGACGUCAAGUCGCUCGACCAGUACGUCAAGAGCGAGCUCAACGUUGCGGAGCUCGUGUACACGUCAGACGAGGCCGCGACCGGCAUCAAGUACAAGGCCAACGCCGACUGGCCGGUCCUUGGCCGCAAGCUGCGCAAGGACCUCGCCAAGGUCAAGAGCCACCUGCCCAAGCUCUCGAGCGACGCGUGCAAGGCGUACCUGUCGAGCGGCAAGGUCGAGGUGAACGGUGUCCAGCUUGUCGAGGGUGACUUGGUGGUCACUCGCUUCGUCGAGCUCGAGGGAGACAAGGCGCAGGCCUUCGAGGCCGCGUCGGACGGCGACGCGACCAUCCUCCUCGACUGCCGCAGGCACGAGGACCUCGAGAGCGUCGCUCUCUUGCGUGCCCUCACGUCGCGUGUCAACAAGUUGCGCAAGGCCGCUGGCCUCAAGCCAACUGACCGCGUCGACGUCUUCUACGAGGUUGACACUGGGGAGGAGGAUGCGCUAGCUCGCGCGAUUGUCGGGUCCGAAGACUUCCUCCAGUCGCAGAUCUACGCCAUCCCUCAGGCCCGAACCCAGUUGCCGAAGGAACGCAAGGUGCUCGCCACCGAGGUCCGCGAGAAGGAGAUCGCUGACGACGACCGUGCUGAGCGCUUCAUCCUCACCCUCGCUGAGCGGCCCUGA